Messenger RNA from Talaromyces marneffei, 222 nucleotides. RefSeq lists its product as uncharacterized. The transcript has 3 exons. The coding region runs from base 1 to 222 and encodes 73 amino acids. Gene Ontology annotation, biological process: proton motive force-driven mitochondrial ATP synthesis. The record is from RefSeq and is a predicted model, not a curated record. NCBI's taxonomy places the organism in Eukaryota, Fungi, Ascomycota, Eurotiomycetes, Eurotiales, Trichocomaceae. Gene Ontology annotation, molecular function: proton-transporting ATP synthase activity, rotational mechanism. Gene Ontology annotation, cellular component: mitochondrial inner membrane.
AUGGUUGCCGCCUGGAAAGCCGCCGGCUUAACUUACAACAAAUACCUUGCCGUUGCUUCGCGUGCGGUCCGCCGAUCCCUCAAGGACACUCAACGUCUCGAUGCUGAACGCCGUGGACAAUCCGAUUUGAAGUUCGCCAAGUGGGAGAGCGGAAAGCAGGGUGAAGUCAAGCAUCUCACUGAAGUCGGCGCCGAUGCACAGGUUGCUCACGCCGAGAAAUAA